Molecule: messenger RNA, 279 nt
Organism: Sphenostylis stenocarpa
Lineage: Eukaryota; Viridiplantae; Streptophyta; Magnoliopsida; Fabales; Fabaceae
Source: the annotation of a GenBank genome assembly
AUGAAGGCACGACAUCGUGAUGGAAGUGAAGGUAAACCCAACUCGAGCAAAUUUUUUAAAUGGGUAGAUAAUGUAGACGAGGACGUAGACGAGGAAAGUGGGGAUGAGUCAAAGCAACAACUAGAAGUGACAAGAAACGAAGUUCUCAACGUGCAGCAGAAAAAGCUUGUUUCUGAGAGAAGCAAGGGUUGGAUUUUCCUUUGUGUUGUAGGACUGUGUUGGGCAAUAGCAAUAUUUGUGUGUAUUAUGUUUAUGUUGAACAACGUAGGGAAUCCAUAA